AGUCCACCGAAGGCUAUGUGUGGAUAUUGUUUAUAGUUUCAUGUGCGGUUUUGCAAUUUCAUUAGAAACAAAAGUGAAAUUCGUUCUAUUAAGAAGGAUUCAACAAUAUUAUUAAUCUUAAAUUAAAUAAUCUAAUCAAUAAGAAAGACUUUGGUUUCUUAAUUUUUUUGAGAAAAUCUACGAUGGCUAAGGUACAGCUAGCAAAUGUAGCGGUUCUUGACAACCCUUCGCCGUUUCUAAAUCCUUUUCAAUUCGAAGUAACCUUUGAAUGCAUUGAAGAUUUAAAAGAAGAUCUAGAAUGGAAAAUGAUCUACGUUGGCAGUGCAGAAUCAGAAGAAUUCGAUCAAGUCUUAGACACCAUAUAUGUUGGACCAAUUCCAGAAGGACGGCAUAUGUUUGUCUUUCAGGCGGAUCCUCCUGAUGUAAGUAGAAUUCCUGUGAAUGACGCAUUAGGUGUCACAGUAGUGCUCUUAACAUGCUCCUAUAGGGGCCAUGAGUUUGUGCGUGUUGGCUAUUUUAUAAACAACGAGUAUACAGAUCCUGAACUCAGAGAAAAUCCUCCACCUCAACCUCAGUUUGACAAAGUGCAAAGAAAUAUCUUAGGUGAUAAACCACGUGUUACAAGAUUUAAAAUUAAUUGGGAUGACGGUGCAAGUUCUACAGAAAAUAGUGUACCGGAAGGUAUAGAGGCGCCAAACUUAGAAGAAACAUCGCAAGAUGCCCCAACAUCUACAUUAGGUUUUACAGAGAAUGCACAAAAUAGCAUGGAAGUGAUGUAAACAUAUUUCUGUCUACUAAAUAAGAUAACUGAAUUAUUGCUCAGACUUACUUAAAUAUCUGAGUACUACCUGAAAAAGAAAAAAACAAAGCUCUUCACAUAUUUAAAUAAUUUAAGAAGCAAGCAAAAUACUUUUUUGAAACAUCAGUUAAUAUCAAGAGCGUACUUAUCGGAUGUGAGAUGAUAUUAUGUAAAAUGCAAUAAUAUCUUAAAUCAUUGACAUCAUGCUUAUAUUGUUAAAUUAUAAACAUUUCUUUGGUUGAAACUUUUGCUCUCAUAGAUCAAUGUAAUCUUUCAUGCAAAAUUAGAUAUUGAUGAUUUAUGUGUAAUUUGUUUUUGAUUUAUAAUAUUUUGUAAAAGUUGAAAAGUAGAUUAUAUAACCUCAUUUAAUUUUAAUGAUAUGAUAAAAAGUUCGAGAAACGAAAAAAACAAUCUUGUAUAUUGUAUAAGAUAGAAGUUAUUUUCAAAAAAAAAAAAAAGAAAAAAGAAAAAAGAAAAAAAAUAUUUUGUUAGGAUUUAUGAUGUAACAUCGGAUAUAUAAGAAUUAAAAUAACAUUCGUUUUAAAAAAUUAAUUACCUUCAAUAAUAUUUUUCGAUCCAUCAGUUUAUUUUUCAAGAAUGUACUUUUGUAGUACAUUAUAAAUAUUGAUCAUAAGUAUAAGUCUAUCACAGUGCUUAAGCAUUUUAUUUAAUUAUAAGAAAUAAAACGGGAUUUCCAACAAAACAUUGAUAUAUAUAUUAAAUCAAUUUGCAAACAAAAUGUAAACUGAUAGCAUUUAAAAAAUUUUAUGAAAUUUGUAUAAAGUCACAUAACUUUUAGAGAUAGCCAGAAUGUAUUGUUGGAAAUACCGAUUACUUCUUUUACACCAUAUUAACUGUAAAAUCCGAUGCUACGCUAGCUUGAUGGGAUAUUAAAACUUCUAUUUUACUAGUGUAUAUACUAUGAAAAGUUGAUGAAAAAUACAUAAAAAGUUUUCUACUUGAA
Messenger RNA from Vespa mandarinia (Asian giant hornet), 1763 nucleotides. It is a transcript of the gene asf1, whose product is annotated as histone chaperone asf1. Gene Ontology annotation, biological process: DNA replication-dependent chromatin assembly. Gene Ontology annotation, cellular component: chromatin; nucleus. Gene Ontology annotation, molecular function: histone binding. The record is from RefSeq and is a predicted model, not a curated record. Lineage: Eukaryota; Metazoa; Arthropoda; Insecta; Hymenoptera; Vespidae.